This is a messenger RNA of Entelurus aequoreus (snake pipefish), 1600 nucleotides long. RefSeq names its product beta/gamma crystallin domain-containing protein 2-like. Bases 179 to 1585 code for a protein of 468 amino acids. The record is from RefSeq and is a predicted model, not a curated record. NCBI's taxonomy places the organism in Eukaryota, Metazoa, Chordata, Actinopteri, Syngnathiformes, Syngnathidae. The transcript has 11 exons.
AGAAGAAAUGUAAGAGCCAGGUCUACUGCACCAACAAAGGAAAACUGAACAUACAAACCACAAGGUGGAAGCAGGUGGUGACAGUCUUCACCAGAGUCUGACUUAGGAUCUUUGUACGCAGAUCGAGAUCUUCGAAAGGUCGUACUUCACCGGCAGAUCGAGGGUCAUCACCGCCAACAUGAAAGAUUUCAUGACCCGACUGGACAAGCAUCAGAGUGCCUUCAUGUACACGACGGGGUCCCUCAAAGUACACGGAGGAAUCUGGGUGGGCUAUGAGAAGGAGGGCUUCAGGGGGAACCAGUACUUGCUGGAGGAGGGCGAGUACCACGACUGGAGGGUGUGGGGAGGCUCCAACCCCGAGCUGCGCUCCGUUAGGGUCAUACAAGCUGACCUGAGCGAGCCCUUAAUGGUGAUGUUCGAGCAGCCGGAGGAAGAGCAGGGUGCCGGCGAGCAGGAGGAGAACACCUUCGAGGUGACGGAGGCCAUCCCGGACGUGGAGCUGUUUGGCUACAAGUCCAACACCCGUUCCAUCCAAGUCUACAGCGGGGCGUGGGUGGCCUACUCCCAUGUGGACUUCUCCGGUAGCCAGUACAUCCUGGAGAAAGGCUUCUAUAGUAAUUCUGCCGACUGGGGUUCUCCGGACACUCGCAUCUGCUCCGUGCAGCCAAUUCAGCUGGCUCCAACUGAUGGUAACAGGACCAGGAAAGAGAUACUAUUGUACUCCGAGCCGGACUACAAGGGCGACUGUCUUAUCUUCAGCUACAAACAGGAUGCGGAAACGGAAAACUUCCAGACCAAGUCGUGCAGAGUGGUGGGAGGGAGCUGGGUUGUGUAUGAGAAUAAAGACUACAGCGGGGUCAUGUAUGUCCUAUCAGAAGGGGGCUACACCUCGUUAGCGAGCAUGGGCUGCACGUCCAGCACCUUCAUCCGCUCCGUCAAGGCCGUGCCAAUGACCUUCUCAGUCCCCUCCAUCUCGCUGUUUGGCCUGGAGGGUCUGGAGGGGAGGGAGAUCUCCACAGACUCGGAGCUCCUCAGCAUGGUGGGAGAAGGCUUCAAUGAUCACAUCCUGUCCGUCAGAGUCAACAGUGGCUGGUGGGUGCUAUGUGAGUUCAGCAACUAUAGGGGGCGUCAAUUCCUCUUGGAACCGAUCGAAAUUACCAACUGGCCCAAGUUCAGCUCCCUGCAGACCGUGGGCUCCAUGUAUCCUGUCAAACAGAAGCGGCAGUUUUUCCACAUCAAAAAUGUGGACAGCGGCCACUUCAUGUCCAUCCAGGGAGGCGUGGAGGAGAUGAAAUCUGGACGGGUGGUGGUCUUGCCGGAAGCGGAGCCCAUGAGUGACAUCUGGUUCUAUCAGGAUGGAUUCAUCAAAAAUAAGAUGUCCUCAGUAAUGAGCCUCCAGGUGAUAGGCACGAUUGAACAAGGAGCCAAGUUGGUUUUAUGGAACGAUACACGGCAGCGACCUCAGACCUGGGUGGCCCAAAUGAGAGGCCCCAUCACCAGCAUCACUUUCCCUGGCAUGGUCAUGGAUGUUAAAGGUACGGCAAGAAACACAAAUGUUUACUUCAUACUGGGGCUAUCAAAAUGAACGUGUUAAUCACAG